Molecule: messenger RNA, 5126 nt
Organism: Paramecium pentaurelia
Lineage: Eukaryota; Ciliophora; Oligohymenophorea; Peniculida; Parameciidae
Source: the annotation of a GenBank genome assembly
AUGAUGAAGAAAACUGAAUAAGAUCAUGAUGAAUAUAAAAGACCGCCAAACCUAUUGAAAGCCAAAAAACAUGGUAUUGCUAAAAGAUUUGCAGCUCCAAUGCCUUUUACUGAUUUUGAUAAAGGAAGUGUCUGUCCAUGUUGUGGAUAUCCAUACAAAAACUAAAUCCUUCCAAUAUGUGUUUCUAUAUCAGAAUUCAGUUUCAUAGGAUCAGGAAUAGUUCUGUACUUUGAUUUUGUGAUUUACUCACAAAUAAUUUUACUCAUCUACAUGUUAGUGUAAUAAAUUAUAUAGAUCAAUAGUAGGAGUGUAUACCUUUUAUGAUAAUAGUUAAGGAUUCAGAUGCUAGAUUGAGAAUAGAGAAACACAUUCUGGAUGUGAAGAAGAUAUUUACAAUAAGUUUUCAAGAUCUAAUGUAUAUAAGUAAUGAGCAUCUAAUUAAUUAAGAGAGUUAGAUGUGGUAGCUAGUUACUUAAAUUUUGCAACUUUGAUUAUGUUGAUGAUCUCUACUUUGAUCUAUCGAAGACAUAUUAAUAAAAUUUGUUUAGAAAUUGAUGAUGCAGAAAUAGAAGCAUCUGAUUAUUCUAUUAUGAUUUACAAUGCUCCAAAAAAUUGUAAAAAAGAAGAUAUUAGAUCUUACUUUUUGUAAGAGGAAGGUAUGGAAGAAUUGGAAUUGAGAAAGAUUUGUAUGGCUUAUGAAGUGAAGCCAUUUUUAUAAUUAAAAAUAGAAUUAGAGGAACAAUAAGCAGAAUUAUCACAUGUUUUGGAUCUGGAAAGAUAAAAAAAGAAGUCUUCUAAAUCAAAAACAGAAAUUCUAUUGAAAAUUAAAGAAAUACAUGAAAAAUUAGAUUAUGUUGAUAAAUAUAAGGAUGUUAUUUUCAGAUUUACAGGUGUUAUCUUUUUAUCAUUCAAUUAUGAAAAACAUGCUGAUAUAGUUUGUGAUUAAUUUAAAUAGACUAAAUUCUAAUUAUUAUUAGAACAACUUAAUAUAAAGAAAUAUUAAAAUAGAAAGUUUCUUGGAAAUUCAAUAAUAGUUAGAAAAGCACCUUUACCUGGUGAUGUAUUAUGGGAAAAUUUAGGUAUAGAAAUAAAAGAAUAAUAUAAAAGAAUAGUGACUACAAAUGUUGUAACAGCAACUCUAUUAGCUAUAGGGUUAGCCAUGAUAUUUGGAUUAUCUUAUAUGUAAGAAUACAUAAAUGCAUAAGUUGAUUAUGAUCCUACAACAACUGCUGUAAUUAUCAAUUUUCUAGGUUUUUUAGCCUCACUCAUUAUUUCCUUUAUAAAUAGUAUUUUAUCAUCUACAAUUAUCAAAUUAAUUAUAAGAGAAUAGCAUUCUACUAAAACUGAAUAUGAUAUAAGUAUAGCUAAGAAGAUAGGUUUGGCUGAGUUUAUUAAUGUAGCAAUAUUAACUCUUUUAGUUAAUAUCUUAAUUAAAGGUCAAAAUGAAACAACUCUAAAUACAAUGUAUCAAAAAGGAGGUCUGAAUUCAGAUGUGAUGUGGAUAUUUAUGACAGAUUCAUUUAUGCCUUGGUUCAUGUUUAUUGUUGAUUUUGAACAUCUAAAGAAGUUAUUUAUACGUCGACAGAUCAAAUAAUUGGGAUCAAAUUGUAAAUUAACACAAAAAUAAGCUAAUGAGUACAUUCAUCCUCUUAAACAAGAGCAUUUGAGGGUCCAAUGAUUAAUUUGGCAGAAAAGUAUCCAGCAAUAGCAAAGACUUUAUUGAUGGCUCUUUUCUAUGCUCCAUUAUUACCAGCAUGUUCUUUUUUUGCACUUGUGAGUAUCAUGGGAAUUUAUUGGAUUGAAAAGAUCUUAUUAUUAAGAAGAGAUUCAAAACCCUUACCUACAGGUAGUGAUAUGGCUUAAGCUAUGGUUGAAUUCUAUAUAGAUCUUUUGAUACUGAUUUACAGUGUAAUAAUUGAUUAUUAUAUAUUCAGUUAGGCAAUUGCAUAUGGGAAUAUACAAUAUUUAAGACUAUGCAUUGGUCAACAUGGAUUUCUUUCAUUAUUUGUUCCAUUUUUUAUUUGCUUCCAAAAGAAAGAGUCUUAGAAUUUAUUUUAAAGAUAGGAAUAGAUAAUGCUACUGAAGAUUCAUAUGAUGCCAAGAGUCCUACAUUCUUGGAUGAUUAUGAUAGAAGAAAUCCAGUUACUGCAGAAGAAGCAAAAAAAAUUUGGAUAGAAAAUUAAUAAUAACAAAAUUCUGAUAUGUAUCAAAUUAAUCAAAUGUAUUAUUAAUAUAUAUUUUAGUAUGUCUGCAAAGUAACUUGACAUUUCUAUCUAUCGUUAUCAUUAUAAUAUAAUGCAAUAAUAAUCUAGAUAGUAGAUUUUGAUGACUAAUCAUAAGUCAUUUUCAAAGGUUCAUCCAGAAUUCAAAACAGAAAAUAAUUAUAAUAUGAAAAAGCUAUAAUAUUGAUUAAAUUAAUGAAUACUAUAUUAUUUAAAAGAAAAUUAUGUACUUUAUAUGAGAUCAUCAGAGAAUAGAAAUAAUAGACAUACUUAAAUCCUGACUUUGUUUGGCUCAUGUACACAGGAAUAAGAUUUAGUCUCAUAUUGAGAUUUGAUCAAUUUAAUGAGAAGAAGUAUUAAGUAUUUAAUACAAAUUAAAUUUAGGACCAAGAAUUGAUCCUUGUUAAAAAUUUUAUUAAUUGGUUUCAUUUAUUAACCCCAAUAAGUUAAAUUUAACAAUCAACUAUUAAAAGUGUAAUUGUUAUUAUUAUAGCGGUUUUUCAUAUACUUUCUAUCUUGAUAAUAGUAUUUGAGAUUAAAUAAUGGAAUUUCUUGAAACACUACCAAAAUAUAUAUUACACUUAUUUUCAAAUUUUGAUACUUUAUCCUUCAUUCAUAUAUAUCUAUUAAAUUUAAAACUAGAAUCCUAAGAAUAUUUUAGUUUGGUGUUGUACAAUACCGAUAUUUAUAAAUUAUAUGAUAUUUUCAUAUUUUUAACGAAAUUACUUAUUACCAAUAUAAAAUCCAUUUACAAAAAGAUAUAGAAUACAAAAUUAUUUACAGAAUUUUAUUGAAAUUGUCAUUUUAAUGAGCAUACCAUAUUUUGAAGAAAUUGUUUAAACAAUGAUAAUGAUGCUCUUAUUUUUAAUGUAAUUGAUAGAUUCUAUAUUUAACUAACCUUAUUCAAUGUAAAUAAAUUUGAAUUAUUGUUUCUGUUCUUCUAUUUUACUAUUUGGUUCAGUUAUUAAAUGUUUAUCCAUCAAUAUGAAUUAGAAAGAAUAUCUAUUUUAUAGUUUUAUGCUUGUCCCUCUUUUAAGUUUAUUAAUGAAAAGAGUUUUGAUCCUCACAUACUCUAUAAAUUUAGAAUAAAAUUAACUUUCGAAAAGUUUAUUAUUUCAAAUUGCAGAUGAAUUCUAUUCUAACAAUCCCAUAGCAUAAAGUAAGAUAUUAUUUAUACUUAAAAAUAAAUAUAAAAUAUUGCCAAAUAAGUAGAUAAUAGAAUCAUAACAAAAUUAUUAUAUAUUAAUGCUAAUAUUAAGAUUAUAUGACUCUUAUUCUUAAUAAAAGAAAUUUAGAGAAGAGGAAUUACAAUUAUAUAAAAUAUUUUUCAUAUUUUAGACACAAGAAAAAUUGAAUUUGGCUUAUAUCCAACUAAAAUAACAUUAAAUUUAAUCAUCUUAUUAAUCUUUAUAUUUUUAAAUAAUAAAAAUAUAUUGUUCAAAAUUAAUAACACAUAAGAUAAAUUAAGAUUUAAAAUCUAUUUAAGGAAGAUUAGAUAUAUAAUAAAUUAAAUAAAGUCAUUUAUUAAUUGAGACAUGUAUACCUUUAAUAAUAUAAAUUCUUGAUUUAAAAAAUAAAUUUUUAGAAUCAUUAUCAAUUGGAUAUGAUAGAAUAGAGUAAUUAGCUUAGUAAUGUAUAGGUUUAAGUGACAAGAUAUAAGAAUUAAAAAAUCUUGUAUUUACAGAUAUGGAAAUAGAUAUACUUAUGAUUUCAAAGUAAAUAAUAAAAUUAAAUAUUCUUGAUUUACGCUUAUUAUCUUUACUUUUUGGACCUGUAUUAAAUGAUUAUCAUAUAACAUUUCAAAUUGAAUAAAGGAUAGAUGAUUUACUUAAUUUAGAACGUAAUGUAUUAUCUAGAAAUAUUCAGAAUACUUCUUUAUUGAAUGAUGAUGUUAUAAUUAUUUAGAUAAGCAUGAUGAAAAAUCAUGGAUAGAUUUUAAAUAAAGACAAGAGUAAAAUUUUAAAAUAUUUUAAAUUUCCAAAUGAUGAAUCCUUUAAAUCAAUAUCUUAAUUAAAUUAAUUAAUACCAGAAUAUCUUGUAAUUAAACAUGAUAAAUUCUUAAAUUAAUUUCUUAAUACAGGAGAGUCAAUGUUAUUUAAUACUAGUCAUGAUGUAUUUCCAUCAUAUUAUUCUGGUUUUUCAUUUCUUGUUACAUUAUAAUUAAUACCCUCAUAUGAUGAAAUGGAUGAUUAUGUCUUAUCAGCAAUACUUAAGAAGAGUUAUGAACAUAAUGAUUUUAUAAUAUUUGAUGCAUCUGGAAAAAUAUUGGGAUUUUCAGAAUAAGUCCUUUAAUUGUUAAUUUAAAAUGAUUCUGAUUUUAAUAAAAAUAUAUUAAAUUCUUAUAUCUAUUUUUGGUUCAAAGAUUUACUUAUAAUUAUAAAUUAACAAAUGGAAUCUAUAUUGGAUUAUACAUAAUAAUUUACUUUAUUUACUUAAACAGCAUAAAUUCAACCAAUUACAAAUUUAUAAGAAUUAAUAUCAUUUCAUGAUUCAUAUUAAAAAUAACAUUUCUUUAUAGAAAAUAAUUAAUAAUUUGAAUAAACAUAAUCAAUUAAGCCAUCAUGUUAUGAGAUUGAUUAUGUUAUUUAGAUGUUUGAUUUCAUAAAUGAAAAUAUCUUAUAAUAUACUUAAAAUUAAAUUGGAUUUUAAGUGACAUUUAAUUUAUAAUUCUAAAAAAUGUAAGGAUAUCAUCCUCUUUUUAUUUUAUAAAUUACUGAAUAUUUUGAAAAAUAAUUAAAAUUUAUUAAUCCAAAAAGCAUUGGAACAAUAAGUCCAUAUAGUUCAAUUAGUAAAAUAAGAUCACAUUAAAAAUAAAGUAAUAUUAGUUCUUUAAGUGAUGAUGACAUGGAUGAAUUACAUCAAGAAUUAAUUAUCAAUUAAACAAUAAUCAAUAAAUUAUUANGA